AUGAGUGCUUUAAUAUUAGGUGCUACAGGUCUAUGUGGUAGUGGAUUCUUAAAAGCUGCAGAAAAGGCUGAUGCAUUCAGUAAGAUUUUCACUUUAACGAGAAGACCACUUCCUGAAUCCGAUACUGUUGCUUCACAAAUCGUGGAAACUGAUAAUUCUAAAUGGACCGGAUUAAUUCCAGACGAUACUAAAUUUAUAUUUACCGCGUUAGCUACCACCAGAGGUGCUGUUGGCGGUUUCGAUAAUCAAUAUAAGAUCGAUCAUGAUCUUAAUGUGGACCUAGCUAAGGCCGCCAAGGAAAAGGGUUGCUCCACCGUGGUAUUGGUGAGUUCCAGUGGUGCUUCUUUAGAUUCAAGAUUUAGUUACAUGAGAAUGAAAGGUGAAAUUGAAAGAGAUAUUCUAGCUCUAGAUUUCGAUCACACUAUUAUUUUACGUCCUGGUAUUCUUCUAGGUGAUAGAGAUAAGGGAAUCAACCAUAAGGGAUUUGGUAAUGGCACGGCAAUGUGUAUUGGUGGAUGGCUUUACAGAUCGAGGGUUCAAAGACUAGUUGGUUAUCCUGUUUAUGGUGACGAAGUUGGGAAAGUUGGUGUUCAUUUGGCUUUGAGGGAGAAUGCAAAGAAGGUCCAAAUUGUGGAAAGCAAAGAGAUCCUAGAUAUUUCCGAUGCACUUAAAAAGUAA
This is a messenger RNA of Naumovozyma castellii, 678 nucleotides long. RefSeq lists its product as uncharacterized. Lineage: Eukaryota; Fungi; Ascomycota; Saccharomycetes; Saccharomycetales; Saccharomycetaceae. The coding region runs from base 1 to 678 and encodes 225 amino acids. The transcript has a single exon. The record is from RefSeq and is a predicted model, not a curated record.